Messenger RNA from Penicillium brevicompactum, 1260 nucleotides. Its product is annotated as putative C2H2 finger domain protein. The record is from RefSeq and is a predicted model, not a curated record. Lineage: Eukaryota; Fungi; Ascomycota; Eurotiomycetes; Eurotiales; Aspergillaceae. Gene Ontology annotation, biological process: regulation of transcription by RNA polymerase II. Bases 1 to 1260 code for a protein of 419 amino acids. Gene Ontology annotation, cellular component: PcG protein complex; transcription regulator complex. The transcript has 4 exons. Gene Ontology annotation, molecular function: DNA-binding transcription factor activity, RNA polymerase II-specific; RNA polymerase II cis-regulatory region sequence-specific DNA binding.
AUGGACUUCACCACCAUCCUGAAUAGGAAAAACUCCGCCGCUGCAGCCGCCGCCGCCGCCGAAGCGCAAUUACAACACCAGUGGCUCGGACAACCCGGUGAACGCCUACCCCCUCACGGGCCCCCGAUGCAAAUGGACGCCGGGCUUGCCGAUGGAUUCUACUACGCGCAGCCCACGGGCUCCACCCCCCGAAAUAUGGCAUAUGCUCCCGCGGGAUACGCUGGUGACCCCCAAAUCCAGCAGGAAUCUAUGCCUCAGGGAAGAGCGGGUGUAGACCCCCCUCCCAAGACUUUCCACUGCUCAACCUGCAACAAGGGCUUUGCCCGGCGCAGCGAUCUUGCUCGUCACGAGCGAAUUCACACCGGCGUGAGACCCCACGCCUGCGACUGGCCUGGAUGUGGAAAACAAUUCAUCCAGCGCUCGGCAUUAACGGUACACUCCCGUGUGCAUACCGGAGAGAAGCCACACAUGUGUGAGCGAUGUGGAAAGCCCUUCAGCGAUUCUUCCUCGCUGGCCAGACAUCGUCGCAUCCAUUCCGGUAAACGACCCUACAAGUGCCCGUACGCCAACUGCCAAAAGACAUUCACGCGCCGGACUACUUUGACUCGCCACCAAAAUCACCAUACUGGAACCAUUGAAGAAGCUGCUGCGGAGACCGAAGCCCAGCUUCGACAGAACAAGGACCGCGGUCGCCCUGGCGAGGGAAUGUUCUCCGAGCAUGGAUCUAUCCACUCCACCCCGUCACCCGGACAGCAUCCCUCGAUGUCCCCGGGUGGUGAACUGCCCCCGUUGAACAUGCACCGAUCCGCCAGCGACUAUUACAUGGGUACUGGUCCUAUCCCGCCUCAUGUGCGCGGUGACUUCCCCCAAGGUAGCCCUCGAGCUUCGCCGACUGCGACAUCUCCCUCGCUCUCCAGCUAUGGCAGUGCCCCUCACGUCCGCCCGUCCAUGACUUCGCAUCCCUAUGCGCCGCCUCAGCCUUUGGAGCCUCCGGCCACCAGCGAUCACCGCCCCAACAGUGUCAAUGGAAGCCCCCACAUGACUAGCCUUGGAUGGGCUUCUCCGUCUCAUGGCAGCAUGCCUUCCCCCGGGUCUGCCAAUGACUUUACCUAUCCCGAGCCCUCGGGUCCGGCCUACCCCACGUCCAUGCCGCCACACAUGUACUUCCCCAACUCUACCAUCCGCCGGCCCACCAGCACCGAGCCCGAUAACUAUGACAUGAAGUCCCGGGGCGACCACUCGUGGUCCACCGCUGUAUGA